Molecule: messenger RNA, 1583 nt
Organism: Asparagus officinalis (garden asparagus)
Lineage: Eukaryota; Viridiplantae; Streptophyta; Magnoliopsida; Asparagales; Asparagaceae
Product: bifunctional protein FolD 4, chloroplastic-like
Exons: 5
Coding region: 285-1388 (367 amino acids)
Biological process (GO): tetrahydrofolate interconversion
Cellular component (GO): cytosol
Molecular function (GO): methylenetetrahydrofolate dehydrogenase (NADP+) activity; methenyltetrahydrofolate cyclohydrolase activity
Source: RefSeq, a predicted model, not a curated record
CAAAGGCAAAUACUAACGUGGAGUUUUCCGACCCGUUGUCACGCCCAUCGGCGUCCAUCGGGAAAUACCAACGCGGUCCAGGUUCUCUCACUAAGAAUACGAACCUGAUCCUCAUCGAACAUCUAAACCCUGCAACUUUUUUAUACGCUGAAUGCUGCAGCAAAUAAUAGAAGGCAGAAGAGGGGAAGAAGGAAAAGGAAAAAAAAAUUGAGAGAUCUCCUCAAAAAAUCCUAAUUAAACUCUACUCUCGACCCAGAGCUUCGCUUCUCCUCACGCUUGCGGCCAUGGCGUCCGGUCUUCUCUCGGACUGCGCUUCUUCUUCUUCUUGCUCGAUUCGCCUUCAUCAGUUCAAGGGAAAAAGCAGGGCCUUUGCUCGCCCGUUCGGAUGCAAUGGAUCCAUCUCCUUACCUUUGAGAAACCUAAGCGUCAAAAAUUGUACCUUUGCAUCGAAUUCGACGGGUUGGAGUUUGUCCGCUGUCUCCUCAGCAGCAAUGACCGACAAUGCAUCUGCAAUAAUCAUUGAUGGAAAGGCAGUUGCAAAACAAAUACGAGAAGAAGUCGCUUCUGAAGUUGCAAGGCUGAAGGAUGCAUUUGGUAUUAUUCCAGGGCUCGCUGUCAUUCUAGUAGGUUCUAGAAAAGAUUCUCAAACAUAUGUACGAAAUAAGAAGAAGUCUUGUGAAGAUGUGGGCAUCACAUCUUAUGAAGUUAAUUUACCCGAGUACUGCACAGAGGAAGAAGUGCUAAAGCAUAUUUCAGUCUUUAAUAACGAUCCAUCUGUCCAUGGGAUCUUGGUUCAGCUUCCCCUUCCUCGUCAUAUGAACGAGCAAAAUAUUCUUAAUUCUGUCAGUAUUGAGAAAGAUGUGGAUGGUUUUAAUCCUCUAAAUAUUGGUUGCCUUGCUCUUCAAGGAAGGGAACCAUUAUUUGUUCCUUGUACUCCAAAAGGAUGCAUGGACUUAUUGCACAGGCAUAACAUUGAAAUUAAAGGAAAGAGAGCAGCUGUAAUUGGACGGAGCAAUAUUGUUGGAAUGCCUGCUGCAUUGUUGUUGCAGAGAGAGAAUGCAACGGUCACUGUGGUACAUUCUAGGACUAGCAAUCCUGAGGAAAUCGUAAGACAAGCUGAUAUUGUUAUUUCAGCUUGUGGAAUUGCGAACUUAGUGAGGGGAAGCUGGCUAAAGCCUGGUGCAGUUGUGAUAGAUGUUGGGAUCAAUCCAGUUGAAGACCCAGAAAGCCCUCGAGGUUAUCGAUUGGUUGGUGAUGUUUGCUAUGAAGAGGCAUGCAAGAUAGCGUCCGCUAUCACUCCUGUUCCUGGUGGAGUUGGGCCAAUGACCAUAGCCAUGCUUUUAUCCAACACUCUCACCUCAGCCAAAAGGAUACACAACAUCAAGUGAUAACUGAUAAAUAUUACCCUACUAUUGCCUUGAAGAGGUUUUGUUUUCGCUAACUUAUUUUGGUGUUGCUUCCUUAAACAUGUGAAAGUAGGGCUUAAUUUUUUGCCCUCAAAUGGUUUUUAAUCAUAGGGUGAAGAAAGAAAACAGUGUUCUAAAUGUGAAGUCAAAUAAAAGCGGUUUCUGCUUUUUGGAUCA